This is a messenger RNA of Lolium rigidum, 1868 nucleotides long. RefSeq names its product cytochrome P450 89A2-like. NCBI's taxonomy places the organism in Eukaryota, Viridiplantae, Streptophyta, Magnoliopsida, Poales, Poaceae. Gene Ontology annotation, cellular component: membrane. Gene Ontology annotation, molecular function: iron ion binding; heme binding; oxidoreductase activity, acting on paired donors, with incorporation or reduction of molecular oxygen, NAD(P)H as one donor, and incorporation of one atom of oxygen. The record is from RefSeq and is a predicted model, not a curated record. The transcript has 5 exons. Bases 48 to 1868 code for a protein of 606 amino acids.
UAGCGCACACAAGUGAAAAAACUAGCUAGCUUCCCUCCCGGCCAACCAUGCAUGAACUACUCUCCUUCUUGCUGCCCUUGGUGCUAGUCGUCGUCAUCGUCAUCCUGCUGCAUGCGCCACAAGCUCCCAGCAAGGCGCUGCACACCGUCAGGUCUGCUCUAGUUCGGAGGCUAUCGCAACCUGUUGUCGUUGUCAGGGACCGCGUGACCGCACACCAUCUCCUCGUCCGGGGCAGCGCUGGGGGCUUCUUCUCCGAUCGUCCGGCCUCCACCGUGGCCAGCGCCGUCCUCUCACGCCGGCGCUACCACAACCUAAACUCGGCACCCUACGGUCCGCUCUGGCGCGCUAUACGCCGCAACAUCACCUCCGACGUCCUCCACCCUCUGCGCCUCCACCGCUAUGCGUCCGCACGCCGCCGCGCGCUGUUAGGUCUCGUCUCGGACCUUAGCCAGCAGCGCAAGUCCAGACCCAACGGAGUAGUCCUCGCGGCGGAGAGUAUUCGCUCGGCCAUGUUCGGCCUGCUCGCGAACAUGUGUUUCGGCGACGGUGUGGACGAGGAUCGCAUCCGCGCCAUGGCCGACGCCCAGAACGACCUCGUCCAACUCUUUCCCGAGCUGCGUGUCUUCUCCAAGCUGCCAGGCGGCAUUGCUAGGAUAAUGUACCGUGAACGGUGGAACAAGCUAGUUACACUGCGGCAGAAGCAGGAGGAGAUGUACCUUCCGCUCAUCGACGCCCGUCGCGGCCGGCGCCACCAUUCUGGCGAGCCGCCGGCGUAUGUGGACACGCUGAUUGGCCUCCGGGUUCCAGGCGAGCACAGCCAAGCUUGCUCUGGCGGAAAAGCUCGCACGCGAAGGAGGGUCCUCGAGGACGGGGAACUCGUUGGCAUGUGCUCCGAGUUCCUUGGUGCCGGCACAGAAUCCGUAGCUGCUGAGCUGCAGUGGAUCAUGGCGCACCUUGUGAAGUGUCCAGACAUGCAGGAGGCCGUCCGGAGAGAGAUCGACGCUGCUGUGAGCUCUGAUGCUGAUGAAGUCGCCGAGGAAGUUCUUGGGAAGCUGGAAUAUCUGAACGCCGUCGUUUUGGAGGCGCUCCGGCUACAUCCCACCGUGCCCUCGGUGUUCAGGCAGGUGAUGGAACGUGACCACGUCAUUGUUGACGGCCGACGUAUUCCGGCGGGCACGGUGGUGGUCUUCCCGCCGGGGACUCUAGCGCGAGACAAGACAGCCUGGGCGGAGCCCAAUGAGUUCAAUCCAGAACGGUUCCUGGCGAGCGGUGGUGGAGAGAAGAUGAGCCUCUUGGCCGCGGCAGGGAGCGCAGGGGAGAUCACGAUGAUGCCGUUCGGUGCCGGCCGCCGCAUGUGCCCCGGUAUGGCCGUUUCGAUCCUCCACAUGGUGUACUUCAUUGCAAACCUCGUGAGGGAGUUCGAGUGGAGGGAGGCGGAAGGGGAGCUCGCCGUGGAUCUCAAGCCGCACGUCGGGUUCUUCACUGUCAUGAAGCGACCGCUGCGUGCUCACCUUGUCCUUCGUCGGGAGGACGACAAGCAGAGCAGAAUCUGCCAAGAUGCCGACGGCCUCCAGCCCUCGGCGUAUCACCGCCUCGCCCUCGGCAUACGCUACGCCGACGGGGGCCCUCGGUGUAGCUCCUCGGGGAAGAUGUCAGGAUUGGAUCUGAAUGCUAGUCCAACAGAGAAUGAUGACAUUGACAAGGAGCCUCCUUUUUGCACUCAAGCUGCACUAGCGGAGAUGGUUGAAGAAUCUCCAGACCCAAUGGUUGACAACCAAGAAUUUGGUGGUGGUUCCAAUGACCGCAGUGGUAGAGGCCCACGAAACAAUUCAGCAUACACGACGUUGGCAACAACAACAUCCGCAUGA